Messenger RNA from Mya arenaria, 1887 nucleotides. RefSeq names its product trichohyalin-like. NCBI's taxonomy places the organism in Eukaryota, Metazoa, Mollusca, Bivalvia, Myida, Myidae. Bases 1 to 1887 code for a protein of 628 amino acids. The record is from RefSeq and is a predicted model, not a curated record. The transcript has a single exon.
AUGGUUGAAGGGUUAAGUGAACGUGAAAAGAGAUUGAUUCGUCGGAACAUAGUGAGGGAUACAGAGUUAAGUGCUGAGCCUGACAGAAUGAAUAUCGAAAGUGAUGUAAGGAGACGUUUUAGUGAAAGUAAAAGCUAUGUUGGUGCAGAUGAUCAUGGUGCACAUGCUAUUGAAAUGGAUAGAUUAAGUGACAUCUCAGAUUUGAACACGAUUGAUGAAUAUUUUCACGAGAGUACUUCAAUGGAGAUACGGGCCAUGGAAAGAAGUGUGGAUUCAAAAACCAGAGUGAAAGAAAACUUAAAUGAAAGUAACUUAAAAUAUCUUGAUGAUCACUAUGAAAGGUUAGAGCAAACUUUGCGAGAGCUUAGAUACGAUGAUGAUUUGCUUGAUCAGAAGCUUACAACUGAGCCUAUGAGUAAAUAUGGAAUUAGGGCCAAUUCCAUCGGGGAGAGGGGAGAAAUAGAAAAAGCUAAACGUCUCAGGCACUUUGACGAUUUGAGUGAAACAAAACUGAAAGGUAGCUAUAAAGAUUUUGAUAUGAGGUAUGAUGUGAUGAAAGAUGUAAAGCACAAAAGUGUUCAAAACGAAAGUCCUCGUGAUUUAAAGACUGAAAUUAGAAGUUUAAGAAUGGACCAAGAGGAAAUUAAAAGUCAAUCUAGUAGAUAUGAGCGUGAAAGUUUGAAACUGAAACAGUUACAAAUGGAGGAGGAUAGAAAGCAGCGAUUUAUGAUGGAAAAUAGACAGAGAUUGAACUAUGAAAUGGAAAUGAAGAGAAAAGCGGAACAUGAAUUAGUAGAAAGAAUCAAAAUAUUAGAGCAACAAGAGUUGGAACUGAAUAAAAGAAGGAAUGAAAAUGAGAGAAUUGAAAGAGAUUUAGAAAUGAGGAGAGAAAAUGAAGAGGAAUUGAAUCAUAGAUUAAUAUUAUUGAAAGAGAAAGAACAGUUGCUUCUGGAUAAAGCUGAUAACAGAAAAACUGAAUUUAAUGAUCGAAACAAAAAGAAAGAGGAAAGAUUGAAAGGUAGAGAACAUAAAGCUGAAAGCGUUAUGUAUAAAGUUGGUUCACCAAAGAUACCAAACUUUAACGGAAAGCAUUUUGAGCAGUGGAAAGUGGAUGUUUGUAGUAUUCUAGAAAGUAAUGCUUAUCCAGAUCAUGCUGUAGUACAAGCAAUUAGAAACUCGUUGCAAGGAGAUGUAAGACAAGUUCUCUUGACUCUUAAACCCACUGCUAGUGCUGAAACGAUAGUGAAUAAGUUGAAAGAAGUAUAUGGUAAUGUGAAAACAGGUGAUAGAGUAGUAACGGAGUUUUAUUCAGCAAAGCAAAAAGAAGGAGAAUCAUGUUCGUCUUGGGGAGUAAGAGUAGAAACAUUGUUUCAACAGGCUGUUGAAAAGGGUGAAAUUGAUGAAGAGAAACGAGAUAAGAAGUUGAAGGAAAGAUUUUGGAGAGGAUUGAGAUCUGAAAAGUUACGAAUGACCACUAGAGUGGCAUAUGAAAGUAAAGACUCAUUUGAAUGUUUAAGGAGAAAGGCUAGGUCAGAAGAAGAGGAAGAGAAUAGUGAAGUCAGAGAAGAAAAUACGCGUAGUGCAUAUGUCAAUCAGAUAAGGGAUGAAAGUGGAAUGAAAGAACUCUUAGAAAGAUUGAAAUCCAUGGAGAUAGAAAUGAAAAGGUUGAAAGGGCAAAGUACUAGUUAUAGAGGAAAUAAUUACAACAGUAACUUCAGAAGACCCUUUAGAGGAGGGUACAGAGGUGGAAAUAGAGGAUUCAGAGGUAGAAGUGACGAUGGGAAAGAAGAGCAGAUCAAGGAAACAGAAAAGGGACCAGAACAGAAUGAGAAGUCUUUAAACGAGAAAAAGCUUUCAUCGGGGGGCACGAUGGAAGCGAAAAAGUAG